This is a messenger RNA of Bipolaris oryzae ATCC 44560, 1257 nucleotides long. RefSeq lists its product as uncharacterized. The coding region runs from base 1 to 1257 and encodes 418 amino acids. The record is from RefSeq and is a predicted model, not a curated record. The transcript has a single exon. NCBI's taxonomy places the organism in Eukaryota, Fungi, Ascomycota, Dothideomycetes, Pleosporales, Pleosporaceae.
AUGUCUGCCGACUUGCCCUCGUUUUGGUUUCCACCACCUGGACCGGCUCUGCCCCCAUUGCCGGAGUCUACCCUGGAGCUCAAACCGCCUGAAGAUGACCCACGCUUGAACGGUACCAUCGAAUAUGUAGAAUACUUACAUUGGUACAUGUACAACAUACUUCAGAAUGAGGAAAACUACCUGAACGGAAAUUUUAGCUGGAAUGAAAGUAAUAUCCACAUGGGCGACGUCAUAGUACCUGUGUCCAAAGCCCCGGAAAGGAAUAUAUAUGGCACAGAAUACGACUGGGUAAGGGGGUGGGAGAUGUGGUGCUUCAGAUGUCCCUCAACCGUUGCCCCGGAGGAACCAGAGAGAGACCCAAUAACUGGAUACCCCUUUUGUGGCGAAAGCAUCCUCAGUAUGGAACCCUUGAGGUUUUUCUCUACUAUGAAAAAGGAGCCAGAAUUGGAAGUCCCCGUAUCAACCGUCCCAGGUGCCGACAGUGUCAUGGCGUGUGUAAUUGAACAGCAGGUAAACCCAGAAUGGUUCAGGGUCAGUUCAACUGCACCGCAAUUAGGCCCCAUCAUAACCAAGCCCUUCAUUGUAUCCCGUAGCCUCAGAGAUUCCGAUUCAGGAGCACGAUACCGCUACGACGAAGCCUUCCCCUGGGGCGUCCUCGAUGACGCUCAAGCAACUCCCUCCCCAUCAUCUUAUCCAUCCUACCCAACCUCAACACCCACAUCAACGACCGACUUCUGGGACUGGUACGACAGCUACACACCCACAAGCGUCAGCAACCCUUCCGUCAACCCCGCAGCCUUCACAUCCAACAGCAAAGACAACGCUCCCUCCGCAGGCUUGAUAAUCGGCGUCCUCGUCCCCGUCGCUCUCAUCAUAGGCAUCAUCGCUUGUUUCGGCAAACGAGCACGCGCUAAGCAGCAAAAAACAACAGCAGCAUCUGCACCACCUGUGAACAUGAAUCCCACCGCCGAUGCCCAUCGCCAAGCUGCUUUUGCUGCGCCAGCGACAGCGACGGUACAGGGGGAUGGAGAUGAUAUGCCGCCACCUGCCUACCACAAGGUCAUUUCGAAUGUAGAAAGGAUGGAUAUUGAGCGCAGGAUGCAUGCGGAAGGAACAACGCCUGCUGGGUGGCCGCCAACGUACACGGAUACACAGCAUGCGGAGUCGACCGUUGUAUCACCGCCUGACCCUGUUGCAAGUGUGCCUGGAACGAGCCGGGCGCCUUAUCCGGCACUGCCUUCGUCGCCGACGCGGUAG